AAGUGUCCUGGUUCAAGGAGUUGUGGGAGCUCGGGGCUGACACCGCCUAUGCCCCUGGAGGAGCCAGCAGGACAUGAAGAUCAUAGGCCUCCUCUUUCCUCCUCUUCCUGCUAGCCCUGAAUAUCCCCACUGCAGCUGUGGUGGCUCUUGGACUCUGACUACCUCAAGGACCCAAUCUAGAAAGAUGCAGGCUGGUGGUGCCUGCCACCCAAGUUGGAGGCUGGGGGUGUGGGGCCUCUGCCCAUCUACAAGCCUCCAGAAGCCUCAGCACCUGUGAGUCCAUUGGGAAGCCCUGGCCAGUCUGAGAGCUAGGCCCAGGAGGAGCAAUCGGCAGUGAGGACUACCAAAAUUCCUUCUGAAGAAGACCACCAUGAGCCUCAGAAAGAGAUCAGCGCAGACACAGAUGUGGGAGUCUCCUGUGAUGUCCCAGGGGAAACAGUCCCUCCUAGAGUUACCCCUAAAAGAGUCCCCACCCAAGGACUCUGGCCUCAAGGCGGUUCCCAGCACACAUACUCUUUACGUGAGCCACCUAAACCCUCAGUUCUCUGUGCCCGUGCUUGCCUGCUUACUGCGAGACACCCUAGAGCGGCUGGAGCUGCCAGUGGCCCGUGGCCAAAUUGAGGUAGUGAGGCGGCCACGGAACACUUAUGCACUGGUACAGGUGGCUGCUCCCAAGGCAGUGCUGGCCUCCCUCCCCUGGCGCCUGCAGAUGGCCUUGGAGGAGCAACUAAUCCUCAAAGAGCUCACAGCCCGGGGCAAGGAGCUGGUGUUGAGUGAGGCCUUGGAGUCCUUACACCACAGGGAGCAGGAGGACAGUGGUCCAAGCCCAAGCCACAGCCCUGGACCAAGCCCUGGCCCCAGCCCAGGCCUCAGGCACCCACCACUGCCCCAACUGGCAGACCCUUCCCCUAUCUGGGGCUCGGCUGGCCGUCGGCAGAUCUCUCAGAACCGACCCAGUGGCGUGCGCUCUGACAGUGCCAUUGUGCACCAUAAGAUCCUGGGCCAGGAGCAGCUAUUCCAGGGUGCCUUCCUUGGCAGCGAGACACGGAACAUGGAGUUUAAGCGAGGCAGCGGUGAGUACCUGAGCCUGGCUUUCAAGCACCAUGUGCGGCGCUACGUAUGUGCCUUUCUCAACAGUGAGGGUGGCAGUCUGCUGGUAGGUGUCGAGGACAGUGGCCUGGUGCAGGGCAUCCACUGCAGCCAUCGUGAUGAGGACCGUACACGCCUGCUGGUAGACUCCAUCCUGCAGGGCUUCAAACCCCAGGUCUUUCCCGAUGCCUACACCCUCACCUUCAUCCCUGUCAUAAGCACAACCACGACCAGCACACCUCUCAAGGUACUCCGCCUGACGGUGCACACUCCCAAGGCUCAGGGUGAGCCACAGCUGUACGAGACUGACCAGGGGGAGGUAUUUCUAAGGCGCGAUGGGAGCAUCCAGGGCCCACUGUCGGUUGGCGCCAUCCAGGACUGGUGCAGGCAGAAGUGGGCGAUGGAGCUGGGCAAGCUGGAAGAGAAGGUGAAGGUGUUAACGCUGGAAAAGGAGCAGCUUCAGCAGCAGCUGAGGCAGCGCCAGCCACUGUCCUGCAGCUGCUGUGUCCUGUGAGGACAUAAGAUGUGGGCUAAGACUUGGAGUAAAACCUACCUGGGCCACCUCCUCUCCCUUGGCAUUGCACACACAGGAGCCACAGGACUUCACCUCAGUGUGGGCACAGUAACAUAACUAAUAAACAACUCUUGGCACAUC
Mus musculus (house mouse) is the source of this 1744-nucleotide messenger RNA. It is a transcript of the gene Slfnl1, whose product is annotated as schlafen like 1. The transcript is spliced from 5 exons. Bases 371 to 1603 code for a protein of 410 amino acids. The record is from RefSeq and is marked validated. Lineage: Eukaryota; Metazoa; Chordata; Mammalia; Rodentia; Muridae.